This is a messenger RNA of Diaporthe citri, 846 nucleotides long. RefSeq lists its product as uncharacterized. Gene Ontology annotation, molecular function: hydrolase activity, hydrolyzing O-glycosyl compounds. The coding region runs from base 1 to 846 and encodes 281 amino acids. Lineage: Eukaryota; Fungi; Ascomycota; Sordariomycetes; Diaporthales; Diaporthaceae. The record is from RefSeq and is a predicted model, not a curated record. The transcript is spliced from 2 exons. Gene Ontology annotation, biological process: carbohydrate metabolic process.
AUGCGUGUCCAAGCAGCAACCUUCGCGGCCGCAGUGCUUCCCGCACUUGUGGCCGCUGUCGAAGCCCCCACAUUAAACGGUCUGAACCUCAUCUGGUCCGAUUCCUUUGCUGGGAAGGCCGGUGACGCUGUGGACACUUCCAAGUGGGAUAUUGCUCAAGCUAUCGACACCAACCAGGAGCUCCAAAGUUACACCGACGCAAGCUCUAACUUGCAAAUUUCCGGCGGCGGCACAGUUCAAUUCGUCCCUGUGAAGUCUUCAUCAGGACACUGGACCUCGGGGCGCAUUGAGUCCAAGGCAACAUGGACGCCACAGCCCGGGAAGAUUAUGCAAGUCGAGGCGUCUGCACGACUCGGCGACGCACAAGCAGCGCAAGCUCAGGGGAUGUGGCCAGCGAUAUGGAUGAUGGGAGACAGCAUCCACCACGGAACGCAGUGGCCAGCCUGCGGUGAGAUCGACAUCUUCGAGACGGUGAACAAGGCCGGCGCAGCCUAUGGCACCUUGCACUGCACUGCUUCAGCAUGCCGCCCCAAUGGAGCCGAAGGCCUCCAGGGAAGCACAGCUAUCGAUAAUGACUGGCACUCGUAUGCUGUCAAGAUUGACAGGACAAGCAACGACUGGAACACCGAGUCGAUCUCAUUCAUGAAGGACGGCGUGUCUUAUUUCACCGUCACCGGCGCAGCCAUCGGCGACGAGGCUGUCUGGGGUACGCUGGCUCACUCACCGCUGUACCUUAUCAUGAAUGUUGCAGUGGGCGGUACAUGGCCAGGUGACCCCAACGCAGACAGCCUGGCUGGGUAUGGCAACAUGCUCGAGGUCGAGUACGCUGCCGUCUACUCCAGCUAG